AUGGCAGGAGCAGAAGCAAGGGCUCUGUGGCAAAGAACUGCCAAUCGUUGCUUUGUCCAAGAAGAUGCAAAAAGAGCUCCCAAGUUGGCUUGUUGCCAAUCUUCAUGUGCAACAUCCAAAUCGGUUGAUACUGGGCCUGCCAGUGCAGCAGAUGAAUCUGAUCAUACUGCAGUUAAUGUCACCCAUUUUCACAGGAAAUCAUCAGUUUCCAAUCUAUCACCGGACUCUAGGUGGUGGUUGUAUUUGCAGCCUAAUUAUGGGUAUCAAAAGGGUUUAACAUAUGAACAGUUAAAUGCAUUAGAGGAAGAGGUAGAAACUUUGAUAGCAAGUGAUGUAAGUAAGAAAUCUCAAGAAUUUCAACAAUUAAUGGAUGUGAUGGAAAAACAUGAGACAGUGGACAUUGAUUGUGUUGGCUGCUCAGAAUCCCCCAAGAAAACUAAUGAAUUUUCAUUGAAAUCAGAUUAUUCUUGGAUUGAAAGUGAUAAAGCCGAACCAUGGUGGCGAACUACAGAUAGAGAUGAAUUAGCUUCAUUUGUUUCACAGAAAUCACUCAACCACAUUGAAAAUUGUGAUCUUCCCCCACCACAGAAGAAGCAUAUUAGAGGAUACCCAUGUGUUCGCAUGAAUAAUUACAAAAUAAAGACGGGAAGUUUAGAUUCAGGAUUGAUGCAUAAGAAUCAGGGGCCUUCUGCCUGUGAAGGCCUUUUAUAUUUUGCUUCUGACAAAUGUUCAAGUGAUAACCCCAAGCAUGAGGAUGCCAAAAAUAGUCAACAAAUUUUCGAUGAAGACCCCAGCAAAGCUCAACUAUUGGAAGCAUUGUGUCACUCUCAAACACGGGCUAGGGAAGCAGAGGAAGCAGCAAAGAAAGCCUACGCAGAGAAAGAGCAUAUUGUUACUCUCAUUUUUAAACAAGCUUCACAACUUUUUGCCUAUAAGCAAUGGUUACAACUGCUGCAGCUGGAAACUCUUUGCAGUCAGAUUAAGAGCAAGGAUCAGCCAAUCGCCACUCUUUUUCCAGUGGCUCUUCCAUGGAUGUCCUAUGAAGGUAGAGUCUCAAGGAAGAGGAAACAAAAAAUAUCCAAAGGUAAACAAGAAAGGAAAGUCAAUGCAAAAUGUGAUAUUACAACAUAUGCUGUUGCCUUUGCUUUAGGAUUGAGUCUUGUGGGAGCUGGCUUGCUUUUGGGAUGGACAAUGGGUUGGAUGUUACCUCGUUCAUAG
Molecule: messenger RNA, 1218 nt
Organism: Sphenostylis stenocarpa
Lineage: Eukaryota; Viridiplantae; Streptophyta; Magnoliopsida; Fabales; Fabaceae
Source: the annotation of a GenBank genome assembly